This is a messenger RNA of Batrachochytrium dendrobatidis JAM81, 682 nucleotides long. RefSeq lists its product as uncharacterized. Gene Ontology annotation, cellular component: membrane. The record is from RefSeq and is a predicted model, not a curated record. NCBI's taxonomy places the organism in Eukaryota, Fungi, Chytridiomycota, Chytridiomycetes, Rhizophydiales. Gene Ontology annotation, molecular function: FMN binding; NAD(P)H dehydrogenase (quinone) activity. Bases 1 to 603 code for a protein of 200 amino acids. The transcript has 3 exons.
AUGUCUACACCAAAAAAGGUUUAUGUUGUUAUUCACUCUCUCUGGGGUCAUAUCAAGACUCUUGGCGAGGAGGUUGUUGUUGGUUUGAAAGAGUCUGGAGUCGAUGCUAAGCUAUGGACUGUCAAGGAAACCCUCCCCCAGGAAGUUCUUGAUAAGAUGCAUGCUCAGAAAUGGGAUCUGCCAAUUAUUACUCCAACUGAACUGGCUCAAGCAGAUGGAAUCAUCUUUGGUCUUUGCACUCGCUAUGGAACAGCUAGUGCUCAGAUGCGAACCUUUCUUGAUUCAACUGGACAACUGUUUGCAUCUGCGGCUCUUGAUGGCAAAUUUGCCGGUGUUUUCACCAGUACUUCAUCGCAACAUGGCGGUGUUGAGACCACUGCAUUGACAUUCCUUCCUACUCUGGCCCAUCUUGGUAUGAUCUUUGUCCCACUUGGUUACAAGAGUGGUCUUUUAGGAACAGUGACAGAAGUGAUUGGAGCAUCUCCUUAUGGUGCAGGUACGAUUGCACCCAGCGAUGGGUCUCGUAAUGUGAGUGAUCUUGAAAAGAAGAUUGCUCGAAUGCAAGGAACUCAAUUUGCAAGUGUUCUUGCUCGACUCAAGUAAGCAGUUGAGAGGGUUGAUUAGGCUAUGAAUGCCAUUAAGAUAUCCGAAUAAACAAGCGUGAUGUCAGCCUGAUGGCUGC